AUGAAAAAUAAAAGGUCAAUAAUCUAAGAAUAACAACCAGAUCAUGAAUAAAUACGUAAAUAGAAUGAAUAAAAUCUAUAACCAGCUGUAUAAGUAUAUAGAAUGUAUACUCAAUUACAUACAGUAGCUUAAGCAGAAUAAGUUGCUGAUUCUUUAUCAUCAAUAGAUUUUAUACAGAAAUAAUGUGAAAAGAAUAUGAAGGUUCGAGAAUUUGCAAUGUACGCAGCAUAAUUUUUUAAAUAUGAAUAUUACAAUUUGGGUUAACCCAUUAUGAAUUAAGGAGAUUAUGGAGAUAGAUUUUAUUUAUUAUUAAAUGGGGAGGUUGGAGUAUAUAUUAAAAGAUCAAAUGAAGAUAUUUAACUUGAUUUAGACUUUAUAACUAAGCAAGUUAGUGAAACAAAUAUUGGUUAAAGUAAUGUAUAGAACAAAAGAAAAACUCUAAUUUUGACUUAACAAAAUAAAUAUGAUUUAGCAUUAAGAAUGUUAUAGGAUAAUAAUAUGUAUUUUAAUUAAGGAGUUCCUUUAUUUAAGAAAGUAUAUUAAUAUUAUUCAGGUCAAUGUUUUGGUGAUCAAGCGUUAAUUCACGAUUAACCUAGAUCAGCAAGUAUUAUAGUAGUAUCUGAGGAGGCUCAUUUAAUUUCGAUGAAUAAACAUGAUUAUAGAUUAGUUUGUGAGAAAUAGAUUUAAGAAUAGAAUUCAAACGUAGAUUAUUUUAUGAGAUUAUUUAAUGGAGCAAGUAAAUUUACUGUGACUAAAUUUAUAUAAAAUUUAAGGACAAUAUAAUUUUCAGCAUAAUAAAUUUUAUGGAAAGAAGGUGAUGAACCUAAAUUUUAUUUUCUAAUUUUAAAGGGGAGAGUUUAAUUGUAUAAACAUAUUUCUGAAGAAUUAUUAAGUUAAUCAGCAACAAGAAAGAAGAAGAAGAUAGUUUUAAGUCAAUUAUCAGAUAAUUCAUUUGUUGGAUAAGAAGAAAUAAUUGAAUCUCUACCAUAUCGUUUGUAUUCUUGUUAAGUAUUAGAUAAUACAAAUGCUUAUUUUAUGGAAGCUAAUGAAUUCAAUAAUUUAAAAAAGAACUUUCCAGAUAUUGUUAAAUUACUUAAAGACAAGAGUUCUUUAAUUUCUGAAUAUAUGAAUAAUAGAUAGAAUAAUAUUAUUUCAAUAUUGACAUAACAUGAAAGUUCAUAAUAGGAAUAACCAUAAUUGAUGAUAACUGAAAGAAAAACUGUAUAAGAGAUAUUUAAAGAUCCACUUGAUAGACCAGAUAAAAAUGAUAUACGUUCAUAGAAACCUAGAAUACUUCUUUAAACUGAAAUUGCUCAUCAAAAUAUGUUAUAUCAUUAAAAAAAAUUACCAACUGAUGCCAAGACUAAAUUUUUGAUGGUUGACACAAAUCUUAUAGAAUAAAUUAGAGAUAGAGUUUCUAGAAAAGUAUGGACUGGUGCUGAAAAGAAAUUAAGAGUUAAGACUACUCAAUUAGAAGACAAUUAAAUAUUAAUUAGUAGAGUUUAGAGUGCAAUAGGUACAAGACAAAAGAAAAUGUAAAAGUUUGAAUCUUUAGAAACUGUACUCUAAAUUACAUCUUCAGAACCUUAUUUAACUUCUCCUACUUUUGUAACUUCUACUACUAAUACUAUUCCCCUUAUUUAGAGAUCAUGGAAUCCUUAAAGUAGAUAAUUAAAAGCUAAAUUACGAAAGACAUACAGUUGUGCUAAUAGUCGAAAUACCCUUUAAACUAGAUAAACUGAAAAUGAAGAUAUAUUCUCCCAAUUCAAACCUCCAUAAAGAAUUCACACUGCAAAAUCUACUAAUAGAAAAAUGUAAUAUAACUAUUAUUUAUUAUUUAAGUUGUUCUGCUUUUGGAUAUCGCAAAAAGAGUGAUUAACUUUUAAAUUUUAUUUGA
This is a messenger RNA of Paramecium sonneborni, 1897 nucleotides long. The record is from the annotation of a GenBank genome assembly. Lineage: Eukaryota; Ciliophora; Oligohymenophorea; Peniculida; Parameciidae.